This is a messenger RNA of Laetiporus sulphureus 93-53, 4361 nucleotides long. RefSeq lists its product as uncharacterized. The transcript is spliced from 9 exons. The coding region runs from base 55 to 3939 and encodes 1294 amino acids. The record is from RefSeq and is a predicted model, not a curated record. NCBI's taxonomy places the organism in Eukaryota, Fungi, Basidiomycota, Agaricomycetes, Polyporales, Laetiporaceae.
ACCCCGACUUCUGCACCCACUGCGCUCUCUCUCAAACCCUUCUGACAACAAGACAUGGCCUCUGUCGAUACUGACAAUCAUAAGCAAGAUGAGAUUGAAACAGCUCUCCAAUCCGACACUGCAGUCGAUAACCUGGCCGAUGCCGUGGCGCAAAUCGCCGUCCUUGAAGACACCGAAACAUCAGACCAUUCUACUCAUGAAAGCCCAGGCAGGAACACGAGACCUUUCCGCUCGUAUACUCGUGCACAGAUUCUGUACUUAGCCUACUCGCCAUUGGUCCAGCCUCCCCAUGAUAUGCCCCCUUUGAAAGAGUGGUUUGGAGAUUGGCACGAGCAGCUUAUCACUGCAAAGAAAGACCCGGAAACAUCUGGCACUUCGCUGAGUGCUAGGGACAGACGCUUCCGACGGGACCUCGAUGACGGAGAGAACCCGAAACAAUCAUUUCGGGCGACGCUUUCCCAACCUUCUCAGAUGGGCAACUUCAGACACCAGUCACUUCGUACUAACGACCGCGACAAGGACAAAGAUUUGGAGCGGGAGAGGGAACGCGACCUUAGAGAUAAAGAAGGUCAAGAGCGGUUAAGAAAUCUAUCUGACAAGUAUGAUCGUGAUCGACUCGCCCUUUCCGCCUCCAGCAAUAUCCGUACCAAAGAACGAGACUCUGCUCCUCAUUUGGUGUCCGGUGCGACGAGUAGACUCGGUCAGACGCAAAAUUCUUCCUCGACCUCACGCCGCAAUGAGACACGAGACGUGCCGAAGCGCAAGAUCGGUGAGAGUAGCGAGGAUUGGAGAAGAGGAUCAGAACCUGCACGCUCAGGCCGAGACGAUCGCUCUGAUAACUCUAGGAGGGAUCGCGAGAGGCCACGAUCCCGGGCUCGGGAGUCGUCAAGAACAAGACGUGAGCCGUCGUCAACCAGGCGCGACCGCGACGAGAGAGACAGAGAAAGGGAAAGGCUCCGUGAUCGCAGAGGCGAUGGCGACCGCGACGACCUUCGCAGAGACAAGGAGGAGUACUCCCGUCGUGAGCGUGAUGACAGUCGUCGUAGAGAGUGGGACGACUUCUACAAUCGUAGUGACCGGGACCGAGAGGACGUCUCUCAGAGGGACUCUCGAGGGAGGUAUCGCCCCAAGGACUCUGAGCGAGACUCGGAGGAAGAUCCAAGACGUUGGAAUGACGAUGGCAAACGCGACGAACGAAUUGCUACGAGGCGCGAACGUGAGCGGGAGCGAGUAUGGGACAGGUAUGACGAACGCGACCGUGAAAGGCCCAAUGGUUCUGACGAUCGCGAUACCCGAUCGCGACGUGGGGUGGGACGAGAAAGGAGGCCCGGGGGCGCUGGUGAUGAUUCCAAAGACAAUGAUGACCGCAGAGAUAGGAAUAGAGAAGCAGAACCAGCAUGGAUGGAAACAUACGUUCCCUCCACCUCUGGGGGUGGGAUUCUUGGUGGGAAAUCUGGUGAUGGUGAGUUAGAUGGCAUCCAAGCGUGGAAGAAGGGCAUGAAAGAGAAGGAGCGGCUACAAAGAGAGAACAGCGCUUCAUUGGAGGCCACUCAGAAGCCUGAAGCCAAGCAGGCGAGCUCUGCAUCUACAGCCGCAUCCCAGGAUUCCUCUAACACCCCGGAGAACCAGCUGGAUGAAAUACAGAUUUUCAAGCAGAUGAUGAAACGCGAGGCGGACAAGAAGGAAAACGAAAAGCAGUCGACCGCUUCGCCAGAACCAGGACCGCAGAUGGGACCGGCCCUGUCGCGCGCGCAAAGCUUCGCGUCUGCCUUCAUGCUGGAACAACUGACGACUGGGAACGACGAACGUGCUGCUUCUAACUCACACCCUUCGCAAGGAACUGCAGAGUCGCAGCAAUCGAGCAAUGGACGUUCCAGAGUAUCAAGUGGUCAACAGCUUCCGGCUGGUCUCUCGUCAUUGAGCCGACUGACUAUCUCACAAGGCGAAGGGCGGCAAUCAUUUAUGUCCGUGCUGGCCUCCUCUGCCUCGAGAGAAUCUGCCUCUCCCACCAACCUCGGUAACACCACUAUUCAGUCCGCCGAGCGAUCGUCGGACGGACAACAGCCGAUCGUCUCGCACGUCACUCCUAGUAUUCCUUCAGCAACGGUUUCAUCCUCGCAGCUUUCUGACUUUGCAUCCUUGGAAACGUCUGCUUCAGCCUCAUCUGCUGCCUCUGUUUUCAAUCCCCCGCCCGGUUCCCGUCUUCUUGCCUUCGGCUCUCGCAGUGCACCUGGUCCUGACGCGUUGUCGUCCAAGUUGCAGCCCACCUUAGAUUCUUCUAUCAGUCAGUUACCCCCUCCUGGUCUACCCGGCCUUACUGCGCAGAAGUCGACAGCCAUGCCCCCUUCAAUGCCCAAUCUUUCCCUGCUGGCCGAGUCCGCUGGCCUGGAUGCUCACUUUGUGACCAAUGCCAAACGUACCCCUACAGAUUCUGUGCGAGGUUUCAGGAGCUUCUCUCCCCACGGCAAUUUGGUUUCCUCGUCUGCUACAUUUGAACACCUGCACGAAGAAAUAUCAAUAGAACAAUUGAACGAUUUGCGGCGAGCAUCUGCUGUCGAACGUGCAGCGUUCGGUCUUCCAAAUGAGACAGUUGCUCCCUAUGCGGAAAUGGCCGGGACGCAGGGCGGUCCCGCCAGCUACUCUCCGAGCAAUUCUGUUGAACUUGGUGGAAACAUCCCGGGCGCUGCCAACUAUGCCAGUGGCAAAGGGAGUCGUUUCGCAAAGUUCUUCGACUCCAAAGUAAGAGAUGCAACUCUCGUCGGUGGUGGCAGGAAGGCACCAGGUCCUCCUGGUUACGUGUCGAAUUCACCUCAUCCCGAUCUCAGACAGCCUGGCGUGGGCUUGAAUGGGACUAAUGGCACUCCCGGGGAUACGAGGACGAUGGAGGAUAUUUUCGCUAUGCUGCAGAAUUCGGCGCAGCAGCAGAGCCACCGUGUUUCCCCGCAAAUUCCCUCCGCCGGUCGCAUGGCGUCCAUCGCGUACGGGCAAAACCAUCCCGAUCUUCACAAUCUGCAGCAGCCGAUUCAUUCUCAACACCAAUUCGCUCAGAAUAGUCAGUUCGACUCGCUAUAUGACAGCCGUCUCGAUGACCGAAAUUUCGUGCCCGACGGCAUGGUCCCUGGGCUGCGUCCCGCACCGCCGCGUUCUCGCAGCAGAGAAGCCAGUGGUGUGCUCUUCAACGAACAGCUUGACGACCCACUGCACUUCAACGUCCGCCUUCAGCAGCAGCGCAACCUGGAGCAAAUGUUUUCUGGUUCGGUUUCAUCCGUGUAUUCCCAGCAGCAGGCUGCAAUGAUGCGGAAUGGAGGUCUACCCCUCCAACAGCCGCAGUUCCGAGGCGCUCCUUCACCUAUCCUGAACCAGAAUCCUCUCGGCCCGCAGCGACUGCCUCCUGGGCUGGCAAACCUUGGCGGGCGGCCGCCUCACGACCCUUCGCAGUACUUGGGUGGUCCCAUGGGUGGGCUGGGGGGAGGUUUGCAGAGCGGUCUCCACAGUGGAGCGACGGCUGGUCAGCAGUCGUUCAAUAACUAUGGUGGAAACGGUGGUGCGCUAGGAUUUGUCGGUGGCCCACAGAUUCGCAGCCCGUCAGGCCCACAGGGUCCUUUGGCCGUGAAUUCCAUGGCGGGCCUUGGGAUUCAGAACAACAUGGACCUACGUGCUGCCAACCAAGCGCAUCUCCUGGGUCUUAGCGGAGGUAGUGUCGGCGGGGGAUUGCGAGGACAGGGGCCAGGUUUUGGUCCUCAUCAUGUCCCAUCAGGACAGCCAUCCGUCUCGCAUCUGGCAAUGCGUCAGCAGCAGCAACAACAGCAACAACUUCCUCCUCAUCUGAUGUCCCAUCUGCUUCCACCUCACCUCCAGCAGCAGCAAGGUCUUCCUGGCGGGAACGUGCAGGGUGCGCAAGAUUUGAUGGCUCUUCUGAUGGGCGGUCACCGGGAUUAGAUUUCGACCCUCCUUUUUGCGGCGUAAUUACGCUACAUGCUGGCGUGCUCCCUGGCGCUUUCUUGCGGUGCCUGCCGUGAUGACAAGUUGUCGCCGUGCGUGAUUGCUAUCCAGCCUAACCUCGAUGUGAAAGAUGUAACGCCCUUGGCGAAAGGGCUGCACAUGGGCCAACGAUUCGUUUAUUUUGCUGCCAAUACUAGUACUGUACAUAUACAUAUUCGUGCGUUCGUGGACUUGUAGGCUGCAGAAUUCCAUGACGAUGUAUAUACCGCCUCCCGAUUUGUUUGUGGUAAGGUCUUCACUGUGUGUCUGUCUGAUGCGUCAUAUUCUCUUGGGGAUCGUGCCACUAAUGGAGUGAUGUGCCUUGGCCUAGAGGUGAAAUGCAAUGGCCAUGGUCUGUAUGCGAGUCGUAUCGAGCUCGU